This is a messenger RNA of Megalops cyprinoides (Indo-Pacific tarpon), 890 nucleotides long. RefSeq names its product RING finger protein 222. Lineage: Eukaryota; Metazoa; Chordata; Actinopteri; Elopiformes; Megalopidae. Bases 231 to 890 code for a protein of 219 amino acids. The record is from RefSeq and is a predicted model, not a curated record. The transcript has a single exon.
GUCAGGUGCGUGUCUGUGUGUGAGGUUUCAGCCUUCUCGAUAUCGCACAACUUUCCAGGUAGGAGGAAAGAGCGUGUGUUGCCUGAGUUGUGCGUACCUGACAGUUUCACAUUUAAACCUGUGCUGACAUCGAGAUCAAAAGUUUCAAGGUUUUCUGCGGACAACCGGCGAAAUGUUUUGGAUGACGGGCUGUGGAUUAUAAAACAACGCUGGGACCCCUUCAUGCGGGGAUGGCCACGCAAGAGAGCAACGCGACGGAGGAGGACGCGCGGGAUACCGAGUGUCCGGUGUGUUACGAGUGCUUCGCGGACACGGCGAGGACGCUGAGCUGCGGCCAUGUCUUCUGCCACGACUGUCUGGUGAAGACGCUGGUGAGCGUGAGCCGAGACGGCCAGAUCACGAGAGAGAACAUCAUCUGCCCUAUCUGCAGGCACUUAACGUUCAUCACCAAACAGAGCGCCCUGGUGGCCGCCGCUGUCAAAGACGUCGGGGGCGGGCAGACUUUGCAGGUCCCCCUGUCUCUCCCAGCCAGAACCGCGCCGUAUUCUUUUGACAACGGGGAGGGCGUGUCAGCGCAUCCCGCGCCGCCUGCCCACACCGGGCUCAGUCGGGUUGUACAGUACUUCAGAUGGAUUUCUACAAGACUGACCCGUCCGCAGUUUAAGAGCCGCAAUAACGCAUCGCAGAUAUUCAUCAUCACUACCCAGGGGCGGCCCAUGGCGGACGAUGACGAAAUUAGCGUGGUGACGACAACGGUCAGCGAGCAGAUGCCCAGGCGACGACAGCGAAGGAGAAUUUGCACGACCACGCGUUGCCUUCUUAUACUACUAUCAUCGUUUACUGUGUUAACUCUGAUUGUUGCGUCGCUGCCUUGGAUUCUAUUGUCUUAA